Molecule: messenger RNA, 1326 nt
Organism: Owenia fusiformis
Lineage: Eukaryota; Metazoa; Annelida; Polychaeta; Sabellida; Oweniidae
Source: the annotation of a GenBank genome assembly
AUGGGUGGUGGAAACAGAAACGCGUUUGGAUUGGCAUUUGACGCAAAUGGAAAGGUAUGGAAUUCUAGAUUGUGCAACGCUGAUUCGGACAAUGAUGGAAAAACAAAUGGUGUUGAACUCGGAGAUCCAAACUGUGUAUGGACCGAGGGAGCUGUUCCUGAAAUUACAAGCGGACUGUCGCAUCCAGGUGUUUGCGAGCCUUGGGACUCGGAGAGAUGUUUGGCGCACAAUCAGUGGGAAUUCUGUGACAGGGAAGUCUUCUCUUGUCCAGCCAUGGAUGCAACAGAGGAUCUAAAGGGUGGUGAGUCUGACGUUCGGACUAAAUUUGCAACUCCAACAUUAUGUGGAAUGGACACGGGUUGUACCAAUUUAAUUACUGGCUGGGGUCCUGGCUUACCAGGACAGUGUUUCUCGGAACGCGCAGCUUUCAGGAUUGGAAAACACGGAUACAAAUAUGCAGUCAUGCAGAUGCAUUGGAAUAACCCCGAAUUGCGUUCCCAUUACACCGACAGUUCUGGUUUAACAUUGUUCUACACACCAAACUUGAGGCCCAAUGACGCUGGAUCCUUUGUAGUCGGUCAGCGUUACCUCGAUAUCAAACCAGGAUUAGAAAGUCACACGGAAACUGCAAUGGCUUCGUCCAGUUGUACUCGAAAAAUGCUUCCCUACCCUAUUCACAUACUCAAUAAUGUUCUACACAUGCACUAUUUAGGAAAAUCAGGCUACAUAGACCUUCGUCGUAAUGGAAACAAGCUGAAAACGUUAGGUCGAGAUGACGUAUUUAGUUACGAUUCCCCAGUUCAACACGUACAUGAUCCACCGAUAGAGUUCCUACCCGGUGAUGAGGUAUUCGUUAGUUGCACCUUCGAUUCACGCUCAAAAUCAGAAACCACUUACUACGGCUACGAUACAUCAGCUGAAAUGUGCUACGGAUUUUUCCAGUACUACCCGGUGAUUGGUAACUUGACAAGUAUGUUGAAUUACAAAGACGUCGAACUUUGUUUCAAUUGGGGUCCCAGAGGGGGAGGUGAGGGUCUCAUUGUUGGAGGAUGUAGUUUGACGAAUGCGGUCAUUCAAUCCUUUUCAAUGAAAGUCAUGGCGAAAUGCUCGAUGACCGGUGAUGUCUGUCAACCAGAAUGCAAGGAGAUGGUCAAGGAAACCAGGUUGAAUGACGAGUGUAUGGGGAACGAAGACGUUUUUGGACUAGUAAAGGUUUUAUCAGAGGGAGAACCUCGACUUGAAAACAUAUGGAGAGCAUUUGAGUCUUGUGACGAUGAGAUUAAGAUGGAUGAUGUUCUCACGAGAUUAAUAUUAAGCCUAGUUUGA